AUGCAGCGCGCCAACUACGGGCAGUCGCCCCCUCUGCACCACCCCGUGCCGCAGCACGUAUCGACGGUACCGCAACUCAGAUCGCCUCCCCCUCCUCCAGGCUCCGCACAGUCGCAACAGGGUUACGGCGGCAAUCCCUAUCAACAGCAAGGUGGCGGCACGGGCAACGUCUUUGGCGCCUAUGGCCAGUUCAUGAAUGAUCCUACCGCCCAGGUCGCUGCUCAGUUUGGCCAGACUGCUUUCAAGCACGGCCAGGAAUAUGUCGAGCAAAACAUCGGUCGCUAUGUCAACGUUUCGGCUUUGAAGCACUACUUCAACGUCUCCAACUCCUACGUCAUCAAUAAACUUUUCCUUGUGCUCUUCCCUUGGCGGCACAAGCCGUGGGCGCGAAAGCAGGGCACCGCGACGAAUGGCCAGGAAGGCUGGUAUCUGCCCCCACGGGACGACAUCAACAGCCCCGACAUGUAUAUCCCAGUCAUGGCUAUUGUCACCUUUAUCCUCCUUUCGACUCUCAUUGCUGGUCUACGAGGCGACUUCCAGCCCGAGCUGCUCGGCUAUACUGCCACGAAGGGACUGGUCGUGGUGAUUGUCGAAAUCAUCGCUCUGAAGCUCGGUUGCUACCUCCUAAGUAUCUCCAGCCAGUCUCAGCUCUUCGAUCUGAUUGCCUACUCCGGCUACAAGUUUGUUGGCAUCAUUACGACCAUUGCAGUUGCGGAAAUCGUCAAUGGGGGCAAGGGCACUGGCGGAUGGAUUGGCUGGACCAUAUUCCUGUACACCUUUCUUGCCAACUCCCUCUUCCUGAUGCGAUCCCUGAAAUACGUCCUGCUGCCUGAGAACGCCGGCAGCACUGGAGGACCUAUGCAAACCGAUUCGAGAGCCAAGCGUAACCAGAGGACCCAGUUCCUCUUCUUUUACUCCUACAUUGUCCAGUUUUUCUUCAUGUGGGUGCUGACACGAGCAUAA
Messenger RNA from Akanthomyces muscarius, 963 nucleotides. RefSeq lists its product as uncharacterized. Bases 1 to 963 code for a protein of 320 amino acids. The record is from RefSeq and is a predicted model, not a curated record. Gene Ontology annotation, cellular component: Golgi membrane; endoplasmic reticulum membrane; endoplasmic reticulum-Golgi intermediate compartment. Gene Ontology annotation, biological process: endoplasmic reticulum to Golgi vesicle-mediated transport. NCBI's taxonomy places the organism in Eukaryota, Fungi, Ascomycota, Sordariomycetes, Hypocreales, Cordycipitaceae. The transcript is spliced from 4 exons.